AUGGCGACCGAAGAACCGGUUUCACCUUCCCGCGAAGAACAAAUUCAGCGCUUGCUUGGCGCGUACGAAACGCAUCUGCGAAAAACAUUGCCGACUACGCCGCAAACGCUGGAACAAAUCGAGCGAACCGCCCAGGAUAUCGGCGAGGAAGUCAAGCAGGAGAUACAAAAAGAAGUCGCCGACGCGCAAGGGGCGGGCGUACUAUCACUGCCGCGCCUGCGGCAAGGGUUUUGCCCCCUCGACCGGCAGUUGCAGAUGGGGAGCGGGCAAUGCAGCGUCACCGUUGCCGCCCUGCUGGCCCGCUUCGCGGCGUAUUUGCCUUUUGAGACGGCGGCCCGCGAACUGGAACUCGUCUGCGGCAUCCGCCUGUCCGCCGCGACCCUAAGACGGCAGGCCGAAGCGGUCGGAGAACAUCUUGCCCGUGAGUGGCAGCAAAAGGAAGCGCGGUUGUGGGCGCAGCCCGAACGCGAAGCGUCCGCCCGCCCGCGUCAGUUGCAUCUGACGUGCGACGGGGUAAUGGUUCACGUCGGCGGGACAUGGCGGGAAGCGAAAAUUGGGUGCGCGUAUGAACGAGCGGAAGACAAAGCGGGCGUGAAGAACGCGACGUAUUACGCGACGCUCUUGCCUUCACAGCCUUUUGGCAAGCGGUUGCGAACGCUGGGGCAUGAAGCGGGAGCGGAGAACUGCGGCAAGGUGGGGUUUGUGGCGGACGGAGCGGAGUGGAUUUGGCAGGAGGCGGGCAAGUAUUACCCGCAGCGGGCGCAGAUACUGGACUUCUACCACGCCUGCCAGCAUUUAGGGAACGUGGCCUCGGCGUGGCAUGGAGAAGGAAGCCAGCAAAGCGCGGAGUGGCUUGAGACGCAGAAGGAAGACUUGCUUGCCAACCGCGCCGAGCGGGUACUCAAAACGAUAGAAGACUGGCAGCCGACGACGCAGUCUCAGGCAGAAGUGCAGCGCAAAGAAGGCGCCUAUCUGCGGACGCAUCUGCGGCGGAUGCGCUAUGAGACCUUUGCCCAAUCGGGCUACCAUAUCGGCAGCGGAGUGGCGGAAGCGAGUUGUAAGAAUGUCGUUCAGGCGCGUUUCAAGCAAGCGGGGAUGCGUUGGAGCGAAAGCGGCGCCGAAGCGAUGUUGCAUCUGCGAACCGCGUGGUGCAACACCCAGCAGGCCGACUUAAUGCAGGCGGCGCGGGGCGCAAUGGGAUUUGCAUAA
This is a messenger RNA of Bacidia gigantensis, 1209 nucleotides long. RefSeq lists its product as uncharacterized. The transcript has 2 exons. Lineage: Eukaryota; Fungi; Ascomycota; Lecanoromycetes; Lecanorales; Ramalinaceae. The coding region runs from base 1 to 1209 and encodes 402 amino acids. The record is from RefSeq and is a predicted model, not a curated record.